Strongylus vulgaris is the source of this 573-nucleotide messenger RNA. Lineage: Eukaryota; Metazoa; Nematoda; Chromadorea; Rhabditida; Strongylidae. The record is from the annotation of a GenBank genome assembly.
AAUUGUGCUCAUUUCCAGUUCAAUAGAGCGUCUAUUAUUGGAGCUAUAGUGAAAGUAGUGCUGAAAUCGUUUAUUGAAUCGAUUCGCCUGCAAACAUACGGGAAGUUUGCAGUUGAGCAAAUCCAGGUAAACGUGGAUUGCUACUAUUUACAGCGGGGCGUUUCGCCGCUUGUAGCAGAUGAAGUGGUAGUGAACUCGAUGGUGGACCAAGCUUUAUCCUCCGCCUUGAAGAGAUGUGUAUCUCCUGAGCUAAUUCAUCCUAGUAGGUUGAGGCAAAUUUGCGAUGAUAAGAAGACGAACAAAAUGCUUUCGCAAAAAGUCUACCGGGGAAGGCUUAGCCUUGGAAAGGGAGGAGUAGCGGGAAGAAUUAAUCGUCGGAAAUCAUCAAAAAAUACUAGCCAGUUUCUAAAUGUGGAUGAGGAUGAUGAUGAUUACUACUGGGAUAACGGUGGUGAUGCGGUUUGUAACUUUUUUUUUGUUCUGAUAGGGCCUCGAGUGGAUUACAGUGUUGCUGUAGUUAUCAUUUGAAUCUUCCCCGUUGCUCAUCGACCUUUCGUUGUCUUGCAGUUAUAG